AUCUUACAUCCCCGCACCUGUAGAUGGGCCCUACAUACGUUUCUUUACGAUCACAGUUUGCGACGAAGACAACGGAAUAUUGGAUUGCCCACCUACACACUGCGCACCAACAUCAUCGCACACGGAAUAGCUGCGACUAUUAUACGUAGUUGAAACAACCGCCUUCAUCCUCGAACGAACGGUGUCCGUCUCGCUUUCCAAUCACAACUUUUCUGACGUCUAAUUUCUAUCGUUCGGCUGGACACACAUACCCAUGGAGACAGCCCCGCAACGUCAUCCCUACACGUCUGCACCCUCCGAUGGAUCUCGUACGAUCACGACCCUCGCGCAUGAGACUCCGGUAAUUGAUAGAAUUGGUGCCUCAGGAUCUAGUGGGAGCUUGGGCGAGGGUGGAUCGGGUCCGGGAGAGAGUUCCAGGACGGCGGUGGGCACGCUUCGGUUGAGAGGUGCAUCGAGGCGGAAUGCGCAAAGGGUCAUGUGGGGAGAGGACGUUGUGGAUAAUGAAGGAUGCGGGAAGAAGAAGUCCAAAAUCUGCUGUAUAUUCCACAAGCAACGACGAUUUGAUGAGUCUUCGUCGGAAUCAGAAUCUGAUUCAGAUAGCUCGUGCGCUGGAUCCGAUGCACACGGCAGUAAUGAACAUGACCAAGUCUUGCCAUGUCCACACCGACACACUCACGGCCCGAAUGGGAAACACGACUCGGACUCUGAUUCUGAUUGGAAUGCGUAUGAGAGACUUCCAAAAUCGCAGAGGAGGAAGACGAGGAGGGGUUAAGAUCCCACAUCGUGGAAUAUUUUAUCUGAUUGUGUUGUAGGUGGGGCAUGUGCAUGAAUCAUGAGUACGGUCAUGGGGUGCUUCGGACUGGGUUACCG
Molecule: messenger RNA, 870 nt
Organism: Pisolithus orientalis
Lineage: Eukaryota; Fungi; Basidiomycota; Agaricomycetes; Boletales; Pisolithaceae
Product: phosphatase inhibitor-domain-containing protein
Exons: 3
Coding region: 254-772 (172 amino acids)
Cellular component (GO): nucleus
Molecular function (GO): protein serine/threonine phosphatase inhibitor activity; protein phosphatase 1 binding
Source: RefSeq, a predicted model, not a curated record